UGGACUUGCACAAUGACCCUACAGUUGACGCUGCAACAACGUAACAACAUUAAGCCAUUCUCGCAUUCUUUGAAAGCGUUAGCAAAUGUUUAUCCGGCCAUAAUAAUUUUAUUAGCAACAGCAACAACAAUACAAUGGAAAUGUUUAAACUGCUACGCCCUUACACUACAGUGUCCGCUGUAUCAAAUGCAUUUGCAAAAAAUCGUUGGCUUUCGACCGCCUCUGGAAUAUAUGACGGCUAGCAAUUUAUUCUAUUCACCGGCAAAAAGCAAUUACAAAAAUCGUAAUCGCUAUACACGUGAUGGUUAUCCAAUCAACUUCGAAGAUCAGCGAACACCACCGCCACUGCUAAACAACAGCGUUCUACAAUUUCAAAGUACAACCAGUUCCGAAUGUUGGCGUAUUUGUAAUCGAGAUGAUACCUGUUUUGCCUAUGUCCAUCUUUUGGAUACCAACGAAUGUUAUGGUUAUUCAUAUUUGAAAAGAAGUGACAUGUAUAUGGCCGUGGGAAAUAAUUUACCCCUGUUAGCUGAUGGUGAAGCCGUCUUCUAUGAGAAGACAUGUUUGAAGGUACCCGAAACGUGCAAACAACGUCUAUGGACCUUGACCAAAAUGCCCGGAAAUAGUUUGGUAUUCCAGGGAAAGAAAACAAUAUCGACAUUGGUCACGCGACGUGAAUGCGCUGAGAGAUGUCUAUUCGAACAUGAAUUCCAAUGUUUAUCUGCAUCGUUUGCACCCUCCCAUCGCAAUAAUCAUGAGAGAUUUAUUGCUUGUCGAAUACCCGAGAUGAGACCUAAUUUCCUAGCAGAGGCAGUUGGACUAACAAUUGAGCGUGAAAAGCUCCGUCGGCUCUCAAAUUUGUCGCGCGGCAUAAGCGAAAUAAAUAGUUUGAGCAUCUUAAGUGUGGCAACAUUGGAACCGGGCAACGGACUGAUAGUUGUUGCAUCGCGUUGUCCCGAUGAUAAUUGUUUAAGUACAACAAAUAGUGGCUCCAAUUGGUAUCCAAUAAAAUCGGAAAUGUCCACAACGAAAAGGCGACGAAGAAGACAGGCUACAACGGCCCAGGAUAAUCUGCAACAAUUUAAAGUACAAAAUCCAGUUUAUAUCUCAACGGUAAUGGAUGUUGUCACCAUACCAGAAAAUGACGAAAAUAAUAAUUACACAAUUUCAACACCAAAUGAGACGGAAAUCAAUGCCACCGAUUCAAUACCAUUAAAUUUUAAUUUACAUGUUCGCGGCCCGGAUAAUACAAACACGAAUAGUUUUAUAUAUGGAGAGAGGGGGGUUCUACUCAUAGCCGGUAUAGAUGAUCAACUCCACAUGGAAAGCGUUUGCAUGAAUCAAAGCCUACUGAUUGCCUUGCUUAUCUUCUGGUUGAUAUUCCAAAUUGGUCUUAUGUUUAGCUGUUGUUUUGUCAUACAAAAAUAUAAACGCUUGGCCAUGUUGGAUGAGGAACGUCGCAAAAUUCACGAAAGUCUAGAGUAUUUGGAGGGACGUCGCGUCCAUUGGGCCGAUCAAGGUGGUUAUACAUUGUAAA
Musca vetustissima is the source of this 1537-nucleotide messenger RNA. RefSeq lists its product as uncharacterized. The record is from RefSeq and is a predicted model, not a curated record. The transcript is spliced from 6 exons. Bases 13 to 1536 code for a protein of 507 amino acids. NCBI's taxonomy places the organism in Eukaryota, Metazoa, Arthropoda, Insecta, Diptera, Muscidae.